CUUUUGUUAGUUAGGUUCUGUUUCUAUUUCCAAUGACCAACUAUAUUACUCAGAGGCCAUUGGGCAUGUUCGAAAAGAAUCAAAUUGCUAAACAGCUUACAAAAGGAUAUGCAUCAGUCACUUUGACAGCUUCUUUACAUCACCCGCCUCGCUCAAAUGGCGACAUUCCCACGGUUUUUUACAAGAAGUAUCUAUACCCAGCAUUGGCAACUAUGAUACAAAAGCAUCCUAUGCUUCGACUGACUGUUCAUGAUACUGAUAAGUCUUCAGCUCAUUUUGUCCAACUACUCAAACUUGCUUACGAUGAUCUUGUCUUGGUAACUGAUCAUGAUCAAUUCUGGAUUCCCAACAUUCAAGAAACUAUCAUCACUGAAGAAUGUCAACAUGAAUUUGACUUAUUUGGAUUGUGUCCUCUUUGGCGUUUACGAGUCUCAUGUCACCCUGAUAAGUUGGAUCAAUGUAGUAUUACACUUUCUGUUCAGCAUGUUAUUGCUGAUGGUCUUAGUACAACUGUUCUUUGGCAAGAAUUAUUACAUAACUUGAACAACAUUGAUAGUAACUCACACAAUCAUAUAGUAGAUUCUCUCUAUUUUGACACCAGCAGUGUUUGUCAGGUACCUCUUGCUAUUGAAGAUCGUAAUGGACCCAAGGAUAUCAACGUGUCUCCAAGUGAUCCAGUACCUACUGAUGGAUGGCAAGGUGAUUAUGCUGCUCCUCCCAAUGAAAAACUGGAUACUGUGAUGCAUCUUAUGCAAGUGGAUGUUCAAACCUGGACUAGUUUAUUGAAGAAAGCCAAGAUGUAUGAAGUGUCUUUGCAUGCUGUUCUCUAUUCAGCCUAUUUAUUAUCUUGGAUGUCGGAAUACCCUGAUCAAGCCGUCAAAACUGUUACAGCCAUUAAUUGUCGUACUUAUUGUCAGCCUCCUAUCCCUCAUGAUGAACUUGGUAUCUUUUUUGGUCGAUUUGAAUAUGGAUGGCCUUUGGAAAAACUAAAUGCUCUUACUGAAGAUACGACGGAUGAUGAAACUCCUUUGGAUGGAAACAAACAUUUAUUUAUGAAUGAUAAUAUUGAUACCGGUAUCUUCUCGACAACAACGUUUUGGAAAUUGGCCAAGAUAUAUCAUGAUGUGGUACAAGAAAACAAGCUAUUGACAUGCCAAAGGUCAUUAUUGAUGGGUGAUUCAUUACCAAACUAUCCCGAGGAUUAUUGUAACGUAUGGUAUAAUGCAAGAAAAAUGUUUGAAAAAGGUCGAUCAGGUGGACUCAAUAUUUCUGAUCUUGGGAAAUUCAACUACUCGACUGGAGCGAAAGCAACAUGGACUUUAGAUCACCUAUGGUUCUCACAAUCCGCUCAUUUUUAUGCAACCAUCUUGGCUGUCAAUGCUAUCACUGUUAAUGGAAGUAUGCAUGCAACUAUUACUUGGCAACGUGGGUCUGUGCAAGAAGAAAAGGCGCUUCGUUUUAUUGAAUUGUUCCAUGCUCGUUUGAAAAAGGAAUCAUUAGUUUAGAUAUGUAGUAUUUUGUAUUAGAUUAGAUUUUUUUUUUUAUUUGAUUUGAUUUAAUAGAAUUUUUUUUUGAUAGAUUAUCUUUUUUUUCAGAUUUAUCUGUGUAAUCGUUUUACUGUUAUCAUCAUCUAUUGUUGAUUGAUAAAAUUAGUGUUAUAAUGAUGAUUGAUGGUUUGCUAUCGUGUCUCCUCUGCAGCAUCCGCCUUUUUGAAACCGUUCAUCUACAAGAUAAGCAUCCUUGAAAAUCGCCCUCUUCUUAAUAAUUUAAUCAUGGUUAUAUUAUUAUGCUCUUAAUAAAAACUAUACAUGAUCUCUUA
Molecule: messenger RNA, 1819 nt
Organism: Halteromyces radiatus
Lineage: Eukaryota; Fungi; Mucoromycota; Mucoromycetes; Mucorales; Cunninghamellaceae
Product: alcohol acetyltransferase
Exons: 2
Coding region: 33-1505 (490 amino acids)
Source: RefSeq, a predicted model, not a curated record